Molecule: messenger RNA, 2154 nt
Organism: Nannospalax galili (Upper Galilee mountains blind mole rat)
Lineage: Eukaryota; Metazoa; Chordata; Mammalia; Rodentia; Spalacidae
Product: H-2 class I histocompatibility antigen, Q10 alpha chain-like
Exons: 4
Coding region: 1426-2139 (237 amino acids)
Biological process (GO): antigen processing and presentation of endogenous peptide antigen via MHC class I via ER pathway, TAP-independent; antigen processing and presentation of endogenous peptide antigen via MHC class Ib; immune response
Cellular component (GO): external side of plasma membrane
Molecular function (GO): peptide antigen binding; signaling receptor binding
Source: RefSeq, a predicted model, not a curated record
AAAGAUUUAUUGUAUUUUUAAUUAUGUGUAUGCGUUUGGGUAUGUGCAUGUGAGAGCAGGUGACCCCUGAGGGCAGAGAUGUCAGAUACCCCUGGACCUAGAGGUGUAGACAGUUGUGAGUCAUUUGACAUGGCUGCUGGGAAAUGAACUCCAGGGUCUAGAAGAGCAACAUGUGCUCUUAGCAUCGCUCCAGCAUGAUUUGUGUGGAAUUAACGUGUGCCUUCUGGUUUAUGAAUACCUGAUCUAAAAGUGGAGUCAAAGCCAAGGGUGGCCACAGGGACAAGGACAGGACAUUCAGGGGAAGGCUGUAGGGUCCAGAGUUUGGGGUGGGAGCUGGGACAGGAAGGGUCAGUCCUGACGCCCAGGAGGGAGGAGUUCAGACCCUGUGCCAGGCUCUGCACCGCACCGACGUCUUCAGACUCAAGCUGAGUCCUAGGCACACACCGGCCUCCAAGAAUGGUUUUCAGUGGUCAUCCUCAGCCAGCCUUCCCCUGCUCAGGGUCCAUGUGGCAGUGAGAGUCCUGUUCCUGUGUUCACUGAGGGAACAGACGGGACAACUUCCCUUUCUGUUCCUGCAAAUGCAUUUUCAGUGGAUUCCCCUCCAGAGUGCAGGGUGCACAGGCAAGUGUUCAAGUGACAGCGCUGGCUUCCAGAGUCAACAAGGGAAAGGAAAGUGAAAAUGGAGAAAACCUGGUUGUCCGCAGAUCCACGUGACCGCUGUGUGACGGGACUGGGAGGACGUCCCCAUCCAUCAGUGCAUUGGCUCCAACCUCAAGUCCUCCCCUGCCUGCUGUCCCCACCUAGGGAUUGAUGGAAUCUAGGACCAAAGCGACAGGGACAAGCCUGGGACUGGACAGUCCUUAGGAACCAGGGCGGCUUCCAGCCACACUGUGCUGAAUAUGAUGCAGGAGCAGUUCCACCCGAGCUCCAUGAGCUCGCGAGCCGCAAAAUCAUCUGGGCUGCCCCUGCGCCAGCAGCUGCCCCUGCCGCCCUGGCAUAAGGACUGCAUUGGAGGGAGAACAGCCAGUGCUCCAGGUGGAGCUGGAAGCGCCUGUGUCCUCGGGAUCUUCACUCUGUGAUGCACAACUUCUCAGGAGAAUCAACUCCAGGUUCCAGGAGCUGCACCGCCUCCAGCAGGAGAUCCUCUAAGUCACCGCAUCCCACCCUCCUCCCCCAGUGCGGGACCCUCACCAGGACCCCCACACAGGGCCUGUGCGAUGUGCUGCGCUAAGGAGCCGCCUACUGCAGUGGAGAAGCCUGUGUUGGUGCAAAGACCUGAGCACUGUGGACUGUGACCAGAGAUCACUGAGUCCUGAAAGUCUGUAACAACUGGGUGUUCCUUCCUAGAGAGAUCAUUGUUGCCUGGGCACAGGUUGUAAAGUCCAGGCGGACCCGCCCGACUCAGAGUGUUCCCAAGUCUCCAGAAUGGGGGCGAUGGAACCCUGCGCCCUCCUCCCGCUGCUCACCGUCGUCCUGGCCCUGACCCAGACCCGCGCUGACACAACUUCAGGCUCUCAUUCGCUGCGCUAUUUCCGCACCGCCGUGUCCCUGCCGGGUCUGGAGGAGCCGCGGUUCAUCUCUGUCGGCUACGUGGACGACACGCAGUUCGUGCGCUUCGACAGCGACGCGGAAUAUCCGAGAUACGAGCUGCGCGCCCAGUGGAUGGAGCAGGAGGGGCCGGAGUACUGGGAGCGGGAGACGCAGAGAGUCAAGAUCAGCGCACAGCUUUUCCGUGUGAACCUGCAGACCCUGCGGGGCUACUACAACCAAAGCGAGGACGGCUCUCACACCAUCCAGUGGAUGUCUGGCUGCGAUGUGGAUUCCCACGGGCGCCUCCUCCGCGGGUAUGAGCAGUACGCUUAUGAUGGCAAAGAUUACCUCGCCCUGAACGAGGACCUGCGCUCCUGGACCGCGGCGGACAUGGUGGCUCAGAUCUCCAGGCAAAAGUGUGAGGAGGCUGAUGUGGCAGAGCACUGCAGGGCCUACCUGGAGGGCGAGUGCGUGGAGUGGCUCCUCAGAUACCUCAGGAACGGGAAGGAGACUCUGCUGCGUGCAGGACAGUUCAGAGUCUCUCAGGAUAGGAGAGAAGAUCCUGAAAUAACCAGCCAGCAGUUCCCGUCCAUCUGCAGCCCACUGUGAACCCUGGCAAGGUUC